GCAGUAUUCUGCUGUAGAAACGCACCGGUGGCGGCGCUGGACGCAGAUGCCAUGACAGCAUGAUCUGUGUCUAACGGGAGAGGGUGUAGUCUACAUGGAACCACAACACUGAUGAGAAUCUACGAUCUUUUAACUGGAUUUCGCAAAAUAACAUCGUGUAGUCGCGGAAGCGCAUAUCGUAUUUCGGAAGAGGACAUUUCUUUUGUUUAUCUGGGAAAGAUCAUUGCAUCUGGGGUAUUAUAGGAUGCAAAGGGGUUUCUCUGAGAAACAAAGAUGAGUGUGACAUCGUGGUUCCUGGUCAGCAGCUCUGGCACUCGUCACCGUCUGCCACGGGAAAUGAUCUUUGUUGGCCGGGAGGACUGCGAGCUAAUGCUACAGUCUCGUAGUGUGGAUAAACAGCAUGCUGUUAUCAACUAUAACCCUGCCACAGAUGAGCACCUUGUCAAGGAUCUUGGAAGUUUAAAUGGGACCUUUGUGAAUGACUUGAGAAUUCCAGACCAAACAUACAUAACCCUCAAGCUGUCGGAUAUUGUUCGUUUUGGAUAUGAUUCACAUGUGUAUAUUCUUGAGAAGAGCCAACAUAAGGUUCCUGAAGAGGCCCUCAAGCAUGAGAAGUACACCAGUCAGCUGCAAAUGGGCAUAAAAUCUGCAGAAAGCAAGCAACAGAAUCUGCAGGAAGAAAGAUCCAAAUUGGAGCGCUCUGAACGCAAGAGUCUCACAGAGUCACCUGUACCCCGACCAACACCAUUGUAUGGCCAGCCAUCAUGGUGGGGAGAGGAGGACUCUGGGAACAAGGAAGCACACAGUGAAGUACGAAGGUCAGGUGAGAGUCAUUCAGACAUCACAAAGGAGGCCCCGACAGCUGAGGAUGAAUUUACCUUCUCUGUUCAAGAGAUCCGUGAUGGCCAGACCAAGUCAACCUACCCGUACCACAGAGAGCCCAGUUAUUUUGAAAUUCCAACAAAGGAGUUCCAUAUGCAGUCCAAGUCCCCAGCAACAGAUUUAAUAGACAUCCCAACCAAAGACACCAAUAUCCCUCUAAUUUCUACACCUCCAGUUGUCCAGAGUCAUGCUUCUUUUACUAUCGAGUUUGAUGACUGCAUGCCAGGCAAAAUUAAAAUCAAGGAUCAUGUGACCAAGUUCUCGUCUCGUCAGCGUAGCAAGCAGCAGCAGCAGCCCAGUAAUUCUCUGGUAGUCACACCCACAGAGGUUCUAUCAGCUGAGAGCAAGGUGGCAGAUUGGCUUGUGCAGAGUGAUGUCAGUAUGAUGUGCAGGCGGCCACCCUGUGAGGAUGUGUACAGCACUAAGAGUGACUUGGCGAUGCAUAUUCGGACGCUCAAAGGACACCAUCAUGAAGAUGGAACCCAGAGUGAUUCAGAAGACCCUGAAAGGACAAUGAAAGGACAACGCAGCAAGUCACAUCAUUCCAUGAAAUCACAAUCAUCAGUACAGUCACACCAGUCAGCUCAAUCAAAGAAAUCUGAACCACCGGAAUCAGUUCUGUCCCAGGAGUCUGCCUCAGUACAAAAAUUUCAUCAUCCUCAGUCAGUCUCUCCACACAAACACCAUGAAGGAGAACUUGAUGAAAUUGAGGUUCAUCCUGUUCAAGAAGCCUCUUCACCUCCCCAGGCAGAGGUUAAGGCCAUUCACCCUGAGCCUCACACCCAGCAGGCCUUCAUUAUUGAGUUCUUUGAUGAUAAUCCCAGAAAGAAGCGGUCACAGUCCUUUACCCACAACUCUGCGCAUGCUGACUCCUACUCUGCAUUGAAGGCCAAACUAGAGAAACGAAAAGGUCUGGCUCAUGGGGAAAGGCCUGCCUCUGUGCAUGGGCAUGUUCCUCCAACACAGCAAAUCACUGUUCCACUGAAAGGUUCAAGCCAUGGAGGGUCACAGCGAUCAAGCUCACUGAGGAGAGAGAAGACAGAAGACAGUGGGACCAGCACAUCUCUAUUAGGGACCUCGUCUCGCUCUUCACCAGCUAUCACCAUUAAGCCUUUUGGGAGUGUUGGCAGGAAGUCCAAACUAGCUCAGGAAUUUACUGCAGAGUUCUUGAAGGAUACGGAAAAGACUCCACCUCCUAUGUCUGCCCCACCUGUGAUGAUGUCUCCAUCACACACUCUUUUACCCUCCCCUGCAGAGCCAUCUGGACCCUCAUCUGUAUCAUACCCACCAUCUCCAUCCCAACUACCUCCAUUAUCCCAAUCUCUUCUUCAAGCAACCUCGCCUGUCUCCGUACCUUCCCAAGCCCCAGGAAGGGGUCCAGUUUCUAGUGCCUCCCCACUCUGCUCAGCUGGGUCAACUGUGCCACAGUUUUCACCACUGUUAGUUAGUGGUGUUGAAACUAAGGCCUCAAGGGUGACACGAACCGAGGAAGAGGACAGUCUGAGUGAUGCUGGUACCUACACAAUUGAGACAGAGUCACAAGAUAAGGAAGUGGAGAAAGCUAGAAGUAUGAUUGAUCAGGUGUUUGGUGUUUUAGAUGCACCAGAAUACAGUGGUCAGACUCUUGGAGUUUACAGGCCUGUGAUUGAUGAUGGUAAAGAUGAGCAACAAUUCUUGAGUCAUAGCCAUGGUAUGGCAGCAGAUGUAAUAUCGACAUCAUCACAGGGCCGUGGUGGAGACCAAGUCAUCUCACUACAGGCACAUCCUGAUGUAGGAGGGCCUAAAUGGGUCUCACGCUGGGCCAGCCUUGCAGACACUUACAGUGAUCCUGGGGCUACUCAGGGAUCUAUGGGAAUUCCACCCCAAAGUGGACCUCCAGACAGAGAUGACAGUAUGACAUCAUUGAUUGGUCAAAGCUUCGAUAUCUUGGAGUCAGAGGGCAGUCAAGUUUCCAGGACCAGACGGGUGCUUCCUCAGGUUCCACCUGGAGAAAAACUGGAGAACACGACCCCCAGUAUCUUGAUUCGGCAUGAAACAAACAUGGACCAUGAACCACCAGAGAAAGGUUCCAGAGCACCACAGCAGCAGGACUGCACUCAGAGGCUACGUGUACAAGACGAUGUGGACCCAGACAGUCUGAGUGACACUAGCCGUUCAGACGACAGCUCUAUCCUUGAUAGGAGUGGUAGGAGCCAAGCAAGGAGAGGAACACAUUCGCCUUCUGAUAAUGUAAACCAUUCUAGAGGGUUAAGAGAAUUGCCAACACCCACACCUAAACCCACCUCAUUUUAUAUUGGCUCUGAGGAUGGUUCAUGUAAGUCAGAUGUGUCUAAAAGCCCAGGUUUUUCACAGCCAGAGAGAGACUCCUCUCCAAAGGUACCUCCAACAACUGUCUUAAUACGACAUUUGAGUGGCCAUGAGUCUAGGCGUCCGGUGAAGCCUAACUCAUCAGCCCCAAAUCUUCAGACACAUAACAAGGAUGUGGUGCCCACCAAAGAGACCUCAACCUCAUUUGUUAGACAGGAGAGUUUUACCAAAGAUAGGCCAAGUGACAACAUUCAAGUUAAGAAACUGCCACAUAUCUCUAGUCAUCCUGCUUUGAGAAGCUUGGAUACUGAGGAAGCUGUUCGAGAUACAUUUCCCUUUCCUAAGGAAGCAGAUAAAUCUUUGACAUCACCAGAAGAAAAGUUACCUGGAUCUAGUCAACGAUCAAAAAAAGGGAGCUUUCCUGCACAAGAGGACUCUCUGUCUGGUGAUUCAGAUGUUGAUACCGCUAGUACUGUAAGCAUGGUCAGCAAUAAAAAUGCUCCUGUCAGUGCAAAUAAGAAGCACACAUCUGCAAGUGAUCUGCGCAAGGAGAAGUCAUCUUCCGGUUUACAAGACAAAGCACGACAACCUACCGCUCGUGAACGACUAUCAGAAAAACGCAGAAAUCAUGCCUCCUCUGAUAAUACCGGUAAAGCUGAACUAAGUCGCCGGCUACAGCUUCGUCGCAGUGCUGGCAACCGUGGUUCUUUAGACCUUUCAGAUAAUCAGCACGGUCAACAACUGUGGCCCGAAGCUGCGGCUUCUGACCAUGAGUCAAGUUCACGACCCAACAGCCGCAAAAAACUCACUGCACCCCUGCCGAAGGAGGACCCUAGUAAGAUGACCAAAGGAAACCAACAGGUGCUGACCCGAUCUAAUAGCCUUUCAGCCCCAAGACCAACCCGUGCCUCCAUGCUUCGCCGAGCUCGACUAGGUGAGGCCUCAGACAAUGAAGGUGCAGAGACAGACCGUGCAUCUCAGAGCUCCGACCACAGUAAGACUCCUGCUGAAGGAAAGAAACUGUCCAGACUGGACAUUCUUGCCAUGCCUCGGAAACGCACUAGAUCCUUCACUGUUCCAAGUGACAAUGAGUCCACCUCAAGCAAGCAUGGCAUUUCUAACCGUCCAACGGAGGCAAAUGGCAGUGUGAGGAAAGGGGCUUCAAGUGAGGUGAGGCAGGCUACCAGCAAGGGGACUGCAUCAGUAGGGAAGCACUCCGCCGCUCGUACCCGUUCUAGCCAAGUUAAACACAGUAGCACAACUGGUUCCCACCGCAGACAAAAGGAUUCAGAGUAUUCCUCUACCUCAGAGGAGGAGUUUGAGACCAAUUCCAACUCUAAACAUAAACGCUCCCACACCUCGGCUUCAACUCAGACACAAACACCGCAGAAGGCGAUUCAAAUGAGGCUAAAAUGUGGCUCUUUGGAAACGGAAGAGGACGAAACUCAGAAUGAACACUUCCAGAACUGGUCUACUCAUAGUGCAGAGAUUGCCAGGUUGAGUCAAGAUCUGGCCAAAGAUCUUGCCAUUCUCGCACGUGAAAUCCAUGAUGUUGCAGGGGAUGGUGACUCCCAAGCAUCAUCAGGCAUGGGAGCUACCACUUCCCCAGGCUCCAUGCCCAAUACCCCUGCAUCCACUAUCUCGACCAGAGAGGAGAGACCAUAUGCAUCAUUACAGAGGUUCCUGUUACCUCAGCUGGUACAGCAUAUACCCGAGGCAAGUCUGAAUUAUCAAAAGGUUCCUCCAGGCUCAACUAGUCCAGUAGACCAAGAUUCAAAUAUGAACGACCAUGACAGUUCCAGACGGCGUCCCUGGAACCGUGAAGAGGUAAUUCUGGACAAUCUUAUGUUAAACCCAGUUUCCCAGCUCUCUCAGGCUAUCAGAGAGAACACGGAGCAACUAGCAGAGAAAAUGAAAGCUCUGUUUCAUAACAAGACAGAGGUCUGGGAAGAAAUAGAGGCAAAAAUCAAUGCUGAAAAUGAGGUUCCAAUCCUUAAGACAUCUAAUAAGGAAAUCUCAUCUAUCCUCCAAGAACUGCGAAGAGUCCAGAGACAACUUGAGGUGAUCAACACUAUUGUUGAACCUGGAGGAAUCCUCAAGAUUCACCCUGCAACUUCUCCCGGGGGAAAGUCUCAAAGUCACUCAAAGUCUGCUUCCAAGGAGUUUACCAGCCCCACUCCUACUAAUGCUAAUGCAAGUUCAAAGCGAGGUCCCAAGGGGCCUGAGGGAGGCCGAUAUGUAGUAUAAGCUUGCCUUGAAAAAGGAUAGCCAUUAGCUUGCUUCACAAAAAAAGUCUGUCAUGUACUACACAUCUGUUUGGAAACUGCCAUAUUCGUGGCACAUUUGUAAAAGUAUUGUGAGACUAUGUGUGGUGCAAAUAUGCGGCAUAUGCUUUAAGACUAUGGACAUACUUCACAAGCGAAAGCAGGUGUAGACAUUGUUAUUUUCAACAAUUGUAAUCUCUGGCUUGCUUGAAUGAUUGUCCGUAUCCCAACUUGUCAUUCAUGAUUGACAGAAUAAGUGGGUGUGUUACUGUAUUCCUGUAUCCUGUCUGUUUUGGUCUCAUUGGGUGAAAACUAUGAGAAAACCAUGUAGCAUUCGGUCUGUAUUCCUUGUGCACUUGGCUGCUACAAAUCUUCGGCAUGAAAAAAAUGGGUGAAUACACAAUACUUAAUUAGUGCUUGCCUUCAACAGAGGUAUAGCUAUUAGCUUGCUUUGCAAAAAAAAAAAAAAAAAGAUUUAUCAGCUGUUUUAAUUAUGCUAUCAAAGAUAAGAAUCAAAUAUUGGUGCUUCUAAGAAUAUGGCUACUGUUGAAUUCCCAGACAUCGCAAGUUAAAAUGUUGUUAAAAAGUAAGCAGCCUUUGGUAUAGAUUGUCUCUUUUUGUAUUUUUUUUUUUUGCAACUACAACACAUAUGUCUGGGGUGUCGGGUGUUUGCUUUGUGUGUGAGAGUGCUAGAUUAUGGUAGAAUCAUGUGUGAUGCUGUGAAGUACUGUUGCUGUGUGUCACAGGUGAAAACUUGAAAAACGGGUUACCUUCGCCCUGCCCCAAUGUUGCUUUUAUGAUUGUAUGCAACAAAAUGAUUGUUUUUAAUUUAGGAUGACAGAAAACUAUCACUGGAGCAAACAAAAAGCAGCUGGAUGUAACAGGCUAUUGCCCUCAUGUUUGCAUUAGCCAUGUAUUCUUUAAGUGUCAUAUACUCUAUGUAUUUGUGAUUUUGAAUGUUUUAAAAGCAUCAAAAUGUUAAAAUAUCCUUUAAGAAGAGAAUGAAAUCCACAACAAUAAUGUCACACUAAUAUUUAAAAAAAAUUGCACAUAUAUUAGCAGGGUAAGACAGCGUAAUAUACCCCUUGAGGGAAGUUGACUCCCCAUCUUAAUUUUUUCUCGUGGCCAUAGAUGCCACAAAAUGUCAUCUCAAAACAACUGAUAAUUGGCUGUGCUCUUAAAAACAGACUACCUAAAAUUAGACCUUUGGGAUAAGACACACCUCCAACAAUUGGUCCAGAGCAGCAUGUUAUACUAGUGUAUUAAAUUUAAUACACAUGUAUAUUUAUAUUAAUACAGAUGUAUAUUUACAGUUAUAAUUCAGUUAAUUAGAUGUACAUGUCAGAGAUCUUCGCUUUUCAUUAAAACCUAUUGGUUAAUUGAGUGAAAUCGUUAAGUUUGAAUUUAUAGUGUCGCUGUAAUGACAUAUUUUUGAUUAAAAAUAGGUAAUUAAAUAUUUAAAUAUUCAUAUGCUGUGUAACAUCCCACCCUAAAAAAAAAUAAAUUUAUUAGCUUGUUGACGUGCAUUUGAUUAGGGUUGGAGCUAAACUCUGCGGGACUGCGGCACUCCACGACCGAUGGUGCCUUUCCCUCCUGUAUAAUGUAGUAAAUGAACAUUGUUCGUAAGGGUGGCAUCUUACCCAUCUUACCUUAAUCAUUUUAGCUUGAGACUGGCCAAUAUAGAAAUAUUGUGACAACCUGUACCUUCUGAUGACAACAAUGUGAAUGUGCAGUGAACCAUACAAACUACAUACAAAAACAUCUUUUUGUUUCAGCACAUUAAAUUAUUUAGUAAAUCACGUUAGAACUGAAUUUGUUUUGUGUCUGUAAUUGUGAUCUUCCAUUGCAGCAUUUUUUUGCUUUCUUUACCAUUCAAUGUUAAAAGUCUUUGCAAUCCUGUUGUUGAGGUAAAUCUUGGAAAAAAAAUGUUUCUAAAUAUCUGCACUAAGAAAUGAUUGUAUGCAGUAUAUUAGUUUUAUGGUUUAGCAGCUCACCAUCAAACAGUUUGCUUUAGUUUUGGCUGUGUUAUGGAUGGUUUGAUGUAUGUAUCAAAUGCAAAUAAGAUCAUUAUUUUGGGAUUAUUGCAUGUUGUGCCAUAUGUAAUGUAGGUGAGCCAAAGCUAGGACUUGUGUACAGCUGUGUACACAAGUAUAGAGCACGUAUAGAGCAGUACGUGAUGAACAACUAAUAUUUAUAAAGCCUAGUAAUUGUACAUAAGGUGCAGUGGUAGGUUUUGUGCUGGAGUGAUUAUGAUCUCCUUAUGUAUUCCUAAAAUUAUUCAAAAAUUUUCUUUGUUGCCCACAAUACAAGGUGUAAAUACAUUGCCAGCUUUGAACGUUUUAUCUAUAUUCAGUGUUAUAUUCAUGUUCUUGGAAAUUAAUCAGAAAACACAAAUUGUAUCAUUA
Messenger RNA from Labeo rohita (rohu), 7858 nucleotides. RefSeq names its product centrosomal protein 170Bb (gene cep170bb). The record is from RefSeq and is a predicted model, not a curated record. Gene Ontology annotation, molecular function: protein binding. NCBI's taxonomy places the organism in Eukaryota, Metazoa, Chordata, Actinopteri, Cypriniformes, Cyprinidae.